AUGUAUAAUUUAGUAAACUCCAAUUUCAAUAGGACGUACAAUCCUAUAGGAAGUCGUAAUGCUCUGAGUGAUAUAAAAAGACUGCUAACUUCUAGGGAUACAAUAGGUCAAACAAGAGCAUGUGGAUAUGUAGCUGAAGUAAUAAAAAGACAUCAACAUAACUCUGAAGAAAGAACUCGUAUGAUAGAAUAUUUAUUGGACAACGACAUUGUGGUGUUUCUUUGUGAAGCGACGACGAAUUUAUCGCUUCCUUUGUUUAGGAUAGUAUUAGAAUGUAUCCGCCUACUAUGGAGCAACCGUCGGUUCUUUGAUGAGGAGCAUGCAGCCACCACCAUGGCGGCGGUGCUGAGGUCGCUGUCACAUUACUCCGCCACGGAUACAUCGAUGGCCGUAGAUGCGUGUCUGCAUCUGCUGUGCGAUCUGCUUAACGGCAUAAGAGUAUUCGAAUCUACACCAGCACUAUCCCAUCAAAGUCCAUACAAUGUGGAGCAACUGUUGGCAUGCAUGCAUGGCUUGGGAUCACGCAUAUGCGCGAACCAUAACGUCAUACUAAGCAGUGCCUUGGUCCUUCACUCCUUGAUUACUUACCAGCCAAGUAGUCUGGACCUCCGAAAUCCUGUAGUUGCCAAGGUGUUUGAGGUCAUUAACCAGUGGUUAGAGAUGCUUGUGGGUAGUUUGAAACAUAAGGUUCUAGUAGAGGAUGACGAGUUUGGGAUGUUCUUGGUCAUUCUCAGCCAGAUUGGAAUUGAUGUUCUAAGACUUAUAAAAGUAUUAGAGACGGUGAAACCGACGAAUUUCGUACAAAGUCUCCUGGCGGACGAGCAGGAGGUCGACACGCGGACGCAGUCUGUCGCACACAUGAGAGGCUGUGUUGGGAACCACAUUACCGAAAUUGUGGUAUUGGUGAAGGACAAUCAAGAGAAGAUUAAUAACGAUGAAUACAGCGUAUUCCUGAAGUUUCUGCUAGCGUUUUUAUGUGACAAUUCUGAGGCGCUGCCAGAUUUCUGUGACGCGCUACUCACUAACGGAUACCUGGCUAUUCUGCCUCAGUAUCAAAUACUACGGAACGACAAAACAGUACGUAAGAUAAGCACUUUAAUACUCGGGGAGCUGCUGAAAGUGCUGACAGAGAAAUACCUGAUCAGCCCUACCGACAACAAAACUUAUGCGACAGAUAUACAAAUGGGUCUAGUAGAGCUACAAAAUGGAGUAGAGAAGCCCGACAACAUUGGCCUGCAGCUACAGAAGAGGCAGCCGUACAGUCUACUCAUCUACAUCUACUUCUACUGCCAGUCUACUGAAAUGCCAGAAGAAUGCACGGAGAAUCUACUACCACAUCUAGUUGACCACGUGCUGAGUUUACCCAAAAAUCUGAAGCCCCCGGCCUAUAUCAUCAAAGCGCUGUGGCUUGUUUUCGCUAUGUCCACAAUAUCCACCAACACAUUACACUCUCUAAACGAAAGAGUUCGUCUGGAACAAGCGACCGACCGUAUAGUGGGGCUGGUGUAUGACGUUCCCUUGUUGUACACCCACCAUCCAUGCCUGUUGCUGUGGAGUUACUCCUCGCAGCGGAUACCAGCAACACUGCGAGUGCACGUGCUUUCCCAAUGGCUGGCGCGCGAAAACUGUCUCCCAGAAGACCUAUGCAAAGAGCCAUCCACCUGGAACCUUCUACUGAGCGUUCUCAUACACAACACGGACAAAACCACGUUGUCUAACUGUAUAGAGGCGUUGCAUUAUUGUUUGAGCCAGGAGGAGAAUUGUGCUGACUUCGCUAGUCAUACGUGGGCUUUGUUGCCCAAUGUAUUGUCUAGGGCGCUGAUAGAUCCUGAUAAUGUUAUUAAUCCAAACAUCUCGUACCUCCUGGACAUCGCAACAACCCACCUCCCUGCCUCCCUAGAGCAGGCGGACUGCUACAAAAUAGCUGUCCUUAUAACCACCCUAUACUCCAAAACCAACACCAGUUCCAUGGACGCAGAGUCCAGGGCGCGGUACGAGUACGCGUCGUUGAAGCUAUGUAUGAUGUUACUGGAGAUAUCACAGGAACAUAAUGAUGAUAAAGUCUUGCUAACUGUGGUGAACCGUAUCGGUUUCCUACCGACGGUCCUGGCCGCUACAGAGAGCGUCAGUGACGAUGUGGCGUGCAUCGCGCUGCAGCUACUGUCUUAUACUGUGGUAUACUUCACCAAGAAUAAGUACUCGUAUCAAGCCAAAUCAAUCUUGCAAUUACAAACCGAAAACAUUAUAAAGUCUCUCCGUAAAGAUAGCUCCAGCGAGAGAGGGACAGCACUAUUGCACCUCGUACACACAGUACUGGGCUCGGGCUAUACCCCUCUCGUUCUAACAUAUUAUAUACAAGUUGAUCCGCCUAUGGAGCACCAGGUUAAUGCUUUGCAGGCUUUGCUGUUUAGAGUGCAGCUGAUAUUGUGUUGCCAGAACACAGACAACCAAUCACCAACUGGGUGGAAAGCGCUCAAUUCAAUUUUCAAACACGCCCUAAUGUACAGAAACGAUCCAAAGCUGGUCGCAAUACUAUCCACGCAACCCUGGACUUUUACACUUUUAAGGUUCCAACUAACACAACCACCUACUAAGGAGUUCCUUACAUUUACAUUAAACUGGUUGACACUUCUCAAAAUAACAUUAUCCAAGUGUAAAAGUGCAAGAAGUGUUUAUAUCUCAAAGUACAGUCUAACGCGAAGAACUCUGGUUAUGAUAAGAAAAGUUUUGAAGGCCGAAAACGAUGAAGAUUGUACUAAAGUGGUUAUGAUUUGUAACGAAAUGUUGAAUUGUAACACAGUUGAUGAAUAA
Molecule: messenger RNA, 2811 nt
Organism: Aricia agestis (brown argus)
Lineage: Eukaryota; Metazoa; Arthropoda; Insecta; Lepidoptera; Lycaenidae
Exons: 14
Coding region: 1-2811 (936 amino acids)
Source: RefSeq, a predicted model, not a curated record